AUGCACAUCAGUUGCUUCUUGAUAAUUUUUAACGAUCCACUGCUUCUCUCCCAUGCAGAUGACGAGGCCUCUUCGCCACCGCACGAUGCUGCUUCAUCAGAAGAAUCAACGGCGGUCACUGUUUCCGAGCCGGAUGCAAAGCUAGACGCUGGUUCGAAUUUCAAGCCUGACGCUAGCUCUGACACUAAGCCUGCCUCCGAACCUUCUACCGAGCCUACCACCGAGCCUGCUUCCGAGCCUACCACCGAGUCUGCUGCCGAGCCUGCACCUGCCAGCAAUUUAUCAAAUUGUAGCUCAAAUGACACCCCCCCCGCAUGGGUCUGCCCCUGCAACUCCUCCUUCAACCCGUCACCCACCCCACCACCAAACAACUCCAUCCCCGCUAUAGACAUCUCCUUUAAGGGCGAGUUUGGAUACGAGCUGAUUGCAGUCCUUCCUCACGCCUACUGGCAUUUCCUCAACGGAACUCUCAGAUCCACCAGGGCUUGUGCCUCCCCCCUCUCUCUCCUCUACUAUUUCAGCCCAAACCACUCCACAGACCCGAACUGUAAACGCUCCAACGAUUACAAUUACGUUAUUAAACAGUAUGGUUUCACCAAGGGCCUUCAUUUUAGCGACAUUCCGCAUUAUUGGCAUCCCCCGCCAUUAGUGCACCGGAUACGGGAGCUGGGGCGAGUAUGGCUGGAUGUUCCUAUAGGGGGGGCUCCACUUGUGAUUAUAAGCAACAAGUAUGAGAUUGAAUGGGCAGAACCGCCUACCAAUUUCAUUGAUGUCCCAAAUCUCCUUAUAAUCAUUCGUGAGUUUCUCAAUAAGGGGUAUUUCGUGGUGUAUAACCGGCCCGGGCAUUCGAUCCAGGCAGACCCGGAGCAAGGAGACAGGUUCGACUUGGGGGACCACACGAGGCUGGCUGAGGAGUUUGGUUCGGAGGCUCGGUUCCGAACCAUGCAGCAGAUUCACGAGGCUUGGCCGGGCCUAAGUUUCAACGAGGUUCAGUUUAGAAUGAUGGCCCGAAGCUCCUGUUUCAUCAGUGUGCAAGGGGGAACAUCAGUACUAUCCAGCUAUUGGGGUGGGAAGAAUAUCAUUUUCUAUCGCAAGGGGUGGGAGGGACCGGGUAGGUCUUAUGAGAGGAUAUAUCAUAGAUUGUCUGGGGCCAAGAUAGAUGUGACCAAGACGUAUGAGGUGCUGCUGGAUAGAGUGCAGGAUAUGAUUCAAGAGGACCGGUGCCAAGCUGUUUAA
Messenger RNA from Closterium sp. Yama58-4, 1236 nucleotides. Lineage: Eukaryota; Viridiplantae; Streptophyta; Zygnematophyceae; Desmidiales; Closteriaceae. The record is from the annotation of a GenBank genome assembly.